GUUAGAGGACAGUGAAACACUCCGCUGAGGUGAGGCACCCUGACUGAACUACAUCAUGUCAGGGCUAAAAUGCCGCAUCUCUCUGCCUGUGGCUGUGGGUGCUGUAUUGGUAGGUGUCCCAUACUCCAUCUCUCUAGCGGCUCAGUGGUUAUACGGCUGGCCCAACAAGCCUGGAUAUAAAAAGUAUAUAGAAGCUCUAAGACCAAGGCGGAUUUACUGCUUAACUAGAGCUGUGCUGGAAACACUCAAAUACCUGCAGUAUGGUAGACUUUACUUUCAGUGGAAGUCAUGGUACAAGAAUGUCGAAAACCGCAAGCAUUAUGAGAAGGGCAUCACAUUUGGUCGCCGAGGCAACAAGCUGGACCUGUACCACCCCCCCACGUUGGGUAAGUCCGAGGAUGUUCCAACACCGCUGGUGGUUUUCAUCUAUGGAGGUGCAUGGGGCUCAGGAGAUAGAUCCAUUUACUGCUUGCUGGCCAGACAGAUGGCUGAAGAACUAGGUGCAACUGUCAUAUGUCCUGACUACUGCACAUAUCCAGAGGGGAAUGUUUUAGGGAUGGUACAAGAUAUUGCUGACUGCUUGGUUUGGGCCCAAGAGAGUGGACAGAAGUUCAACUUUAACAAAGACAAUAUAGUAUUAAUUGGCCAUUCAGCUGGUGCACAUUUGUGUGCACUGACCACACUGUUUCUCAUUGACUCAAGAGAGGAGCUUUUCAUAGAGGCAAACAAGCUGCAAGACAUUACAUGUGCAAUAAGAGGAGUUAUUGGUCUUAGUGGCGUCUACAACAUCAUGGACCAUUAUGAGCACGAGCAGAAGCGAGCGGUCGAAUAUGUUUCCACCAUGCACAAAGCCAUGAAUGGAGUGUGUAACUUCCCGUACUACUCACCCACACACUUACUGGAGAAGCUUAGCCCGGACAAACUGAGCAGAGUGCCUCCGUUCGCUUUGCUCCAUGGAACCAGUGACAUUAUCGUACCUGUUGAAUCUUCCACAAAGUUCUCUGAGCUCCUCACCUCGGUGUCUGUGAAGGUGUCGCUCUACCUGUUGCCUAAAGUCGACCACACUGAGAUUGUCACUGACCUCAUGGCGACAGAAAGACGUUUCUACCAUGCCAUCUACACCUGCAUCAAACAGGAGUACAGUAAUCUUCUGGGAACCUGCUGACGUCCCAUCAUAUCGUCCAUUUAUCACUUAUAUUUACUGUUUGUGCCAUACACUUGAUUUGUUUACAGUAACUGCUAUAAUACCUCAAAGUUAAUUAUAUUUAACCUUGAUUUCAACUUGAUUCUCCUAAAUUGUAAUUCCAUAAUAAUGAUUUGACCAUCUAUGUGUGUGUAAUUGAGUAAAUUCAUGAGUUGCAUUUGUUCAAUUUCCAAUCAUUUAUAAUGUAUGGUCUGAAAAAAAGAUAGUUUUUUUUUCUUAAUGAACGGUAAUGUGAACAACGUCAUACUUUUAUACAUGAAAGGUAUAAUGAAGUAAAAACUUUGUAAUGAAUAUGUACAGUAUUAA
This is a messenger RNA of Scomber japonicus (chub mackerel), 1510 nucleotides long. RefSeq lists its product as uncharacterized. The transcript has 9 exons. The coding region runs from base 56 to 1165 and encodes 369 amino acids. Lineage: Eukaryota; Metazoa; Chordata; Actinopteri; Scombriformes; Scombridae. The record is from RefSeq and is a predicted model, not a curated record.